AUGUCCAACAACGCCACGACUCCCGCGGCAACAGGGAAUGCCCCAUCUCCCGCCGUUGCUCAGGCGCCACCUGCAGGUACGGCUGGGGACCAGAACAUCCUUGCAGCUGACGAUUUCUCGGAUGAUGAUGGUUCGUCAAUUAGCCACCAAAGUCUGACUUCCUCGACCACAAGUAUAACCAGUUCCAUUCUGGAUUACCGAAAGGAAAAUGGACGGACGUACCAUGCAUACAAAGAUGGGAAAUACACGCUCCCCAAUGACGACCAGGAGCACGACCGACUCGACCUGCAGCACAACAUGUUCAUCCGCUCAUUCCAUGACAAACUUGGAACUGCGCCACCGAAUGAACUGGGAGCCAAGGUCGGACGGGUCCUUGACGUGGGCACCGGAUCUGGAAUCUGGGCCAUCGACUUCGGCGACGAUCAUCCCGAAGCCGACGUAACUGGCGUCGAUCUGUCGCCGGUUCCGACUGAUUUCGUACCCCCCAACGUCAAGUUCGAGGUUGACGAUGUUGAGGAGUCGUGGACAUUCUCACAACCUUUUGACUAUAUCCACAGCCGUUUGAUGACCGGAAGUAUUUCCAAUUGGGAGAAAUACAUCAGGGAAUGCUACAAAAACCUGAGCCCUGGCGGCUAUUUGGAGCUGAACGAAGGCGACGCCGUUCCCCUUUCGGACGACGGAACACUCACUGAGGAUUCUUCUUUGAUGAAGGCUGUUCGAUUGUGGUGUGAAGCGUUGGCUGCCCUCGGAUCCCCUUUCGAGGAUGUCGGUCGCCUUGUAGGUGUCAUGAAAGAUGUCGGGUUCGAGGACGUCCACAUAAAUUGCUUCAAGUGGCCGACAAACCCCUGGGCCAAGGACCACAGACACAAGGAGCUGGGCAUCUGGAACUACGAAAAUCUCAGCCCCAACCUCGAGGGCUUUUUCAUGGCUCCCUUAACAAGAGGGUUGGACUGGACGAGGGAGGAGGUUCUCUUGCUUGCAAUGGAGGCCCGCAAGGACCUCGGGAACAGGAAUAUCCACGCCUAUUACAAGAUGUGGUCUAUCUAUGGAAGGAAGCCUCUGAAGGUCGAGGAGGAGGAGGAGGCGCCGCCCGCGGCGGCAGAGGCCCCGGUGGCGGUGGCCUCGGCCUAG
Messenger RNA from Colletotrichum higginsianum IMI 349063, 1131 nucleotides. RefSeq names its product Methyltransferase. Bases 1 to 1131 code for a protein of 376 amino acids. Lineage: Eukaryota; Fungi; Ascomycota; Sordariomycetes; Glomerellales; Glomerellaceae. The transcript is spliced from 9 exons. Gene Ontology annotation, molecular function: methyltransferase activity. The record is from RefSeq and is a predicted model, not a curated record.